Messenger RNA from Sardina pilchardus (European sardine), 3266 nucleotides. It is a transcript of the gene raver1, whose product is annotated as ribonucleoprotein, PTB-binding 1. Gene Ontology annotation, molecular function: RNA binding. The transcript is spliced from 15 exons. Gene Ontology annotation, cellular component: nucleus. The record is from RefSeq and is a predicted model, not a curated record. Lineage: Eukaryota; Metazoa; Chordata; Actinopteri; Clupeiformes; Clupeidae. The coding region runs from base 14 to 2227 and encodes 737 amino acids.
CCCAGCACAAGCGAUGGCGGCCGCGGUGUCCGUUAGCGCAGCUGCUAGAGACGAAAAAUCCUAUGCAGGGCAAAAUUGUGGUUCCCGUCCACUAACUUUGUAUGAAAACUACGGUACUGCUGUAGAACAGGAGGAAUGGGUUUUGGGAGAGAGAAGGGAUCCAGAUGCCGAGAGUACUGAUGAAUCUGCACCUAACGUUACGGGUAGUGAAUGCCAAAGGAGAGUUGACGAUGAGUUGCCUGUUUUGAAUCCUGAAGAGAUUGAAAGCAGACUCGAGAGGACUCGAAAAGAGUUUUACAAUCGUCGGAAGAUCAUCAUUAAAAAUCUCCCUUCCGAUAUAACCAACCAGGAGGUGCAUGAACUGCUGAGUAAUUAUGACCUGAAGUACUGCUUUGUCGAUAAGUAUAAGGGCACAGCUUUCGUCACGCUGCUGAACGGCGAGCAGGCCCAGCAUGCCAUCGGCGAGUUCCACCAGCACGUGCUGCGCGAGCGCGAGAUCUCGGUGCAGCUGCAGCCGACGGACGCGCUUCUGUGCAUCGCCAACCUGCCGCGCGCCUUCAGCCAGCAGCAGUUCGAGGAGCUGGUGCGCCCCUUCGGCAACCUGGAGCGCUGCUUCCUGGUGCACAGCGCCGUCACGGGCCACUCCAAGGGCUACGGCUUCGUGGAGUACAUGAAGAAGGACUCGGCGGCGCGCGCCAAGUCGGAGCUGCUGGGCAAGCAGCUGGGCUCGCGCAUGCUCUACGUGCACUGGACCGAGGUGGGCUCGCUCACCUUCCCCAUGCUGCACUCGCGCUGCCUCUGCGUCGACCGGCUGCCCCCCAGCCUGGUCAGCGCUCAGGACCUGCUGGCGGCGUUGGCCGACACGCACGCGCCCAUCUUCUGCCAGCUCGCCCAGGGCCAGGACGGCAGUUUCCGGCGCUUCGCCGUGCUCGAGUUCUCCACGCCGGAGAUGGCCGAGGAAGUGCAGCGGGUGGCAGACGGCCGGGCGCUGGGCGGCGCCCACAUUCGCGUCUCCUUCUGCGCCCCAGGACCGCCGGGCAGGAGCAUGCUGGCAGCCCUCAUUGCUGCCCAGACCAUGGCUCUGAACCGUGGGAAGGGGCUGCUGCCAGAGCCCACAGCCAUGCAGAUCCUCACCGGCCUCAGUAACCCCGCCACGCUCAAGAUGCUGCUGACGCCUCUGGCCCAGGGCCGCAAGCAGGGUCUGCUGGGCGCCGCGCCCGCCAUGCCCCUGCUGGGUAACCCCGCCCUCUCCGCUGCCCUCCUGCAGCUGCUGCUCCAGAACCAGGCCCAAGUGCAACAGGCCGGACUCUUGGGCGAUAACCCUCUGGGCCCCCAUGCCCUCCAGCAGGGCGUCAACAUGCUGGGAGAUCUACCUCAAGGCGGAAUGGUUCCAGGGCUGACGUUACCAGCGGAGGCCCCCGGCCCCAUCAAGCCCCCCUCUCUGGGUCGUCCGUUGGGCCGUGAGCAGGAGUCCCCCACCCCCCCCUGCAGCUUCCCCUCCACCCCCUCCCCAGCUCUGCAGGGCCUGCCCAUGCCACUCCUGGGAGGCGUGCUCGGAGCCGAGGCACCUGCCAUACCCGGGUCACUGUUAGGAGACCCUCCCAAAGAGGUGGGGGUGUCCCAGAAUCCCUUCCUGAACAACCCCAACGUUUUCCCCUCUGCUGCCUCCAGCAGCAGGCCCCACCCCUACAACCACGCCUACAGGAAGAGGCCCACGUUAGGCAGCGCGGCCAGCCAGCGCACCGGCCACACGCUCCACUCCAGCUUCAACCUGCGCUACCAGGACUCCUACACCCCCGAGUACCCGCCCCUGCACCAGGACCCUCUGUCUCACUUGUAUGAGCCAGAGACUCUGGAUGGCGCUUCACUACCAGGGUUCGGCGUUCAGCCUUCCCGCCCUUCCAGCUUCAGUGAGCGACUCCCCUCCUAUCACUACCCCCCCAGCCCUCCCCGCAACUCCUUCUUCAGCUUUGGGGCUCCGGGAAGCACCCCCUCCACCCAGCUCAAUAAGGCUGUCGGGAUGCCCCCUGUAAGCCACAGCAGUCUCUACUCCGCCGCCCCGGGGAGCGAAAUGAAGACUCCAGUCGGAGGGCAGAAGCGCCUGUUCUCCCGCCUCAUCCCCUCGCCCGAGCCCAGUCCCGAGGGCGGCUACGUGGGCCAGCACUCCCAGGGCCUGGGGGGCCACUACGCCGACUCCUACCUGAAGCGGCUGCUUCUCCCCUGCUGACCAGCAGAGGGAGCCUGCCAUUCUUGAGGCACUCACUGGUACUGGACUUGACCAGCAGCAACAGCAGCAGUUUUAGCCAGUCUCCGCUCACGCUAUGUUCUUACUGCUGCUGCUGUCAUUUUCUCUCUCUCUCUUUUUUUUUUUUUUUUUUUAAACGCUUUUCCUGCCAGAGUGGACGAUCCUCUGGUGCAGGCCGGACCUGUGCUCACCCCUCUGUUGUGUCUGAAGCAUUCCGUUGACAAGGCCCUUCCUGAUCCUCUCGGGGAAAGGCCCAUUUCAUCUCCAGCUCCCAUCUCCCUCAUCCAUCCGCCUCACGCACCACAACCCCCCCCCCCCCCCCUCUUCUCCUGGCCUGUUGGGUCCAAGGGACCGGGGGGGUGCUAGGUCUGGCCUGUGCCGAGUAGCAGGACCAUGUGACUCCGUUUUAAAAGCUGUUCUUAUUAAUCUGGUUGACAUUUUGAUUGUGAUAACCCCAUUACCUCUGCCUUGUGCUCUGCCUGGCCACAGAUCUUAAAAUCAACUCCACACGUGUGCCUGAACUUGCCAGCCUUUCCUCUUUUUUUUUUUCUUUUUUUUUCCCUCUCCCCUUCUGUGAUCUCAUCUCUACCUACCAAAAGCUUUAACCUACAUUUAACCAUCUUUUUUUCCUGUUCUUUUGCUGUGUAUAUACUUAAGCGUGGUUAUUUUAUUUCAUUUUUUUUCUCCCUCAAGCUUCCUUGUCUUUUAUUUUUAAACCUUCCAAGCAGAAAAAUGUAAGUUUAAAUCUAUAUUUUCUGAAUGAUCACAUGAUGAAAUAUAUCAAGAGCUGAACUUUUUCUUUUCAACCAAAUGCUGUUGCUCUUCAGUCUCUCUUGUGAUAUGCUGGUUUGUGUGUGUGUGUGUGUGUGUGUGUGUGCGUGCGUGAGUGUUUGCCUGUAUUCUGUAUGGACCAACUGGCUCAUUUCAGUUGGCUGAAACCCCCUCAAAACUGGUAUGUUUGUCAACUGUACAGCUCUUUUUGUGAAAGUUUUUGAGCAAGUAAAUGUUAUUUAAGUUGGCA